This is a messenger RNA of Nicotiana tabacum (common tobacco), 1074 nucleotides long. Its product is annotated as 6,7-dimethyl-8-ribityllumazine synthase, chloroplastic-like. Gene Ontology annotation, cellular component: riboflavin synthase complex; intracellular anatomical structure. The record is from RefSeq and is a predicted model, not a curated record. NCBI's taxonomy places the organism in Eukaryota, Viridiplantae, Streptophyta, Magnoliopsida, Solanales, Solanaceae. Gene Ontology annotation, molecular function: 6,7-dimethyl-8-ribityllumazine synthase activity. Gene Ontology annotation, biological process: riboflavin biosynthetic process.
AAUGAAGAAAACCAAAGUCCAAUCCUCGUCAACACUCACAAGAAGAACAAAUUCACAUUCAUCCCAAGUCCUAGCUAAGAGAGUCAAAAAAAAAAAAAAUGGCAACUUCCGCUUUCGGACAGUGCAAUCUUCUACCUCGUACAACAACUACUAUGAAUCCCACACAACUGCAGUCUCCUCGUCAACUUUUCUCUUUGUCUUUCAACAGACAAAGCUUAAUAACCUCUUCAUCACGUGCACUAUCAAUGUUCACCCAAUCUGAAGGUUUCAGUUCUGUAAUUAAUCAGAAACAUUGUCGGGAGGAAUAUCAAAACCGGUUUCAAACAUGUGCUGUUCGUGAGUUGACCGGUUCUGUUACCUCUACCCAAGGCCAUCGCUUUGCUAUUGUUGUUGCACGUUUCAAUGAUUUGAUCACAAAGAAACUUUUGGAGGGAGCUUUACGCACUUUCAAGAGUUAUAACUCAGAAGAUGUUGAUGUUGUGUGGGUUCCUGGCUGUUUUGAAAUAGGAUUGGCCGCACAGCAACUUGGAAAGUCACGAAAAUAUCAAGGGAUACUGUGUAUUGGAGCUGUAAUAAGAGGUGAUACGUCUCACUAUGAUGCUGUCGUUAAUGCUACAACAUCAGGAGUAGUUUCAGCAGGUCUAAAUUCUGGAACGCCUUGCAUAUUUGGUGUUUUGACAUGUGAUACAUUGGAGCAAGCUUUCGAUCGCGCUGGUGGUAAGUGGGGAAAUAAAGGUGCCGAAGCAGCGUUGACAGCUAUUGAGAUGGCGUCUUUGUUCCUCGAACCUUUAGAAUAGCAAGGGAAAAUUUUAUUUUGUGUCUCAUACAACUUGCACUAGUUGUAUGAGGUAACUUUUUUGUCUCAUAGUUUUGUGGAUCCAUAUUUCUGUGGAUCCAGAAGUGUAAGAUUGAGGUCCAAAAAUUUUUGAGACAAAAAGGAGUCUCAUACAACUAGUGUAAGUUGUAUGAGACACAAAAUAAAACUUCUCGAAUAGGAAUGUCCCUCUCCUCUAUUUAAUUACCAGCAUCUGUUUCAAAUAAAGAAAGAGAAUGUCCCUCUCCUCUAUUUCUCAA